AUGCUACUUCUGCAGGUGUUGAUCUUGACGAUGUGUUCGCUGCGCCAGAUAUCGGCAAAGGAAUGGGUAGCGUCCAAUAUCUGCUACAUUGACGAUAUGGAGAGAGACUUCUGCUAUAAUCCCGAGUGGCAGACAAUAUCUGAAGAAAGCUACUGGCGCGUGGACGAAGAAGAGAAGGUUAUGUAUUACUACGUACCACAGAAUGUUAUGUAUUGCUACGAAAUGCACGAGCACAGCAGAGGAUUAAAUGGACUUGCUCCUCUGUGGCGUGCAUUGGGCCGACGUCCGUCAGAUUGGCCUGGCAGCUCUUGUUCUACAUUCAACAGUACUCCUACGCUUGAGAUGACAUGCAAAGGGUUACACGUUGCGUCCUUCGUUGCGGGAUUUCUCAUCGCCAGAUUGAGUGUCAAGGAACUGUCGUCUCUGGUAUUCAAUUUCAUUGUCAAACCGUUCUUAGGUCGCAGUCCGGACGCCAGUAUCGGCUUUGGUUAUGAUGAUGAAGAGGGGGGUGAUAUGCGUUCCAUGCGUUUUCCCAUAUCAACUUUAACGGACGGUGAAUUAGUCAGUUUGAUAGCGCUCUAUGAUUUCUGGAAGUUUACGGCCAAUUGUGAGAAACAAGAUUACAGCGUCGAGAUGAGAGUCGAUAUUAUUUCACGCAACGCAGAGACCGUAUGUCUCUCUCGGUAUGGUGAAAGGGAGAACGUAUCUGUUAGUGCAAGAUAG
Messenger RNA from Myxozyma melibiosi, 723 nucleotides. RefSeq lists its product as uncharacterized. Bases 1 to 723 code for a protein of 240 amino acids. NCBI's taxonomy places the organism in Eukaryota, Fungi, Ascomycota, Lipomycetes, Lipomycetales, Lipomycetaceae. The transcript has a single exon. The record is from RefSeq and is a predicted model, not a curated record.